Marasmius oreades (fairy-ring Marasmius) is the source of this 1252-nucleotide messenger RNA. RefSeq lists its product as uncharacterized. Bases 1 to 1047 code for a protein of 348 amino acids. The record is from RefSeq and is a predicted model, not a curated record. Lineage: Eukaryota; Fungi; Basidiomycota; Agaricomycetes; Agaricales; Marasmiaceae. The transcript is spliced from 10 exons.
AUGUUGGACAACUUCGGCAUACCUCGAUCUCAAAUAUCCCCGAGGGACCGGGCUGGAUCGACCAGCGACUUGAAGUUGCCAAACGCCGCUCAAGUCCAGGGACCGCUCUGGUUUUUCAAUGCUCUCCAGCUCAUUGGUUUCACACUGAAUCUGACAAUCAUCUUGACGGUGGCAUUGAAUCACAAACGAGUCAGAAGAACUACGGUCUGGUACCUGUUCAUGUCUAGCUGGGUUCUUUGGUGCAUUGCGUAUGGUCUGCUUUUUAUCCUUGGCUAUCAGGGCUCUCAGCUCCCACCACCCGGUCUUUGCUUGUUUCAAUCUGCCCUUGUUUAUGCAUUGCCACCUUUUGGUGCGUUGUUGACGUUCGGGAUACUCGCCCAGCUAUAUUGUGCAAUGCAUAUUAGUCUCCAUCAACGUCGACCGCAUAAAUACGUCAACGUCUUCAUAACGGCAAUACCUUUCAUUGUGUUUUCAGCAGUCUUUAUCGAAGUUAUAGUGGUGAUCCUGUUUCGUGUACGAGUCUCGAUGAAACAGCUCAUUACCUUGCUUGUUACCCAGCUUGGUGUCGGAGACAUGGAUUCCGUCGCUCGAAACGCACCCCAAAUGUAUUGUAAUCUGAAGAACAAGACCCCCGCAAAACUCAGUGCACUCGCUGUUGGUUUGACUUCGUGUGCAAUGUUAGUACUUGAAAGUCUGGUUCUCGUGACUCUAUUUAGGCAUUGGGACGCAUUUGUGCGCAUUCGAGAGGUUCCCGGAAACGUCCUCUCCGGAACGAUGGCUUUGAGAGUCACCGUUUUCAGCUUCAUGCCCAUGAUUGCCCUCUUACUUUCUGUGGUAUCAGUACUGUCGACUGACUUUUCAACCAGUGCGAUAUCCAAUGUUGCAGUCGCUUUUUCACUGGUCUUUGGAACACAAAAGGAUGUCAUCUCGUCAUUGAUAUUCUGGAGAGCGGAUGAUAAGAAGUUGGAAAACGAAAGAGUCGCACACGCUUCUUCGUUGGGAGUCCCACCGAUUGUUCGUAAAGAAGUGUUUGUGUCAGAGGUAUAACUGGGUUAAGACUUCGGCUGGCGACUGAAGGCUACUACUUUUUACACACCUAAUUCGUUGCUGAGUACGAUCUUUUGGAAAUUCAUUCGUUACUUCGGAUGAGGGUGCUUCCCUGAGGUGAGGCAUCUCGGAGGAGAUCAACUUGUGGUGCACAAACUGAACUUGGCAGCUGUGAACAGUAACGCGGCAUCACCGGUCGACGUCG